Molecule: messenger RNA, 1498 nt
Organism: Octopus bimaculoides (California two-spot octopus)
Lineage: Eukaryota; Metazoa; Mollusca; Cephalopoda; Octopoda; Octopodidae
Product: tubulin beta-4 chain
Biological process (GO): microtubule-based process
Cellular component (GO): microtubule
Molecular function (GO): GTPase activity; GTP binding; structural constituent of cytoskeleton
Source: RefSeq, a predicted model, not a curated record
CGUCUUAGGUUAAUGCAGUGGAGAACUUAGCAACGGUUAGGAACUUAGUGCCGUAGAGAUUACAAUGAUUCUAAACACUGAUUCCUUUUGAUAGAAUAACGAUGAUUACAUUGAGUGCAAAUGUAAUCUGGAACUUUAUGAAAAUGGCGAUGUGUUUGAACAUGAUGCAAAAGUCAAGUGGUGCAAUGUUUAUAAAUAGGAGAGAACUUCUCAGAACACAUUUCGGCAGGAAUUACCACCAGACCGUGGAAGACUUUCUACAAUACACUCGCAUUUUUCAAUCAAUUCUCAGCCAAGCUGAAUAACUAUGAGGGAGAUUGUUCAUAUGCAAGCUGGACAGUGCGGGAACCAAAUUGGUGCCAAGUUUUGGGAAGUUAUUUCUGAUGAGCACGGUAUUGACCCGACGGGUACCUAUCACGGUGACUCUGACCUUCAGCUAGAGAGGAUCAAUGUUUACUUCAAUGAAGCAACAGGUGGCAAGUAUGUACCACGGUCUAUAUUAAUUGAUCUUGAACCGGGUACUAUGGAUUCUGUAAGAUCAGGACCUUUCGGUCAAAUCUUCCGCCCAGAUAAUUUUGUAUUUGGUCAAAGUGGCGCUGGUAACAACUGGGCGAAAGGCCAUUAUACAGAAGGAGCGGAACUUAUAGAUUCGGUGCUGGACGUCGUUCGGAAAGAGGCAGAAAGCUGCGACUGCAUACAAGGUUUCCAGCUGACACAUUCUUUAGGAGGCGGAACCGGUGCAGGACUUGGAACCUUGCUUAUUAGUAAGAUUCGUGAAGAGUACCCAGACCGCAUAAUGAACACUUUUUCUGUUGUUCCAUCUCCAAAGGUUUCCGACACUGUUGUAGAACCAUACAAUGCAACGCUAUCAGUUCACCAACUUGUGGAAAACACUGACGAAACCUACUGCAUUGAUAACGAGGCAUUGUACGACAUCUGCUUCCGGACACUGAAGCUGACCACUCCUACUUACGGUGAUUUGAAUCACUUAAUAUCAGCAACAAUGUCUGGUGUGACGACCUGCCUACGCUUUCCAGGUCAAUUAAAUGCCGAUUUACGAAAGAUUGCAGUGAAUAUGGUACCUUUUCCACGCCUUCAUUUCUUCAUGCCUGGAUUUGCUCCACUUACUUCUCGAGGAAGCCAACAAUAUCGAGCCCUAACCGUGCCCGAACUUACUCAACAGAUAUUCGAUGCUAAAAAUAUGAUGGCGGCCUGUGACCCAAGACAUGGACGCUAUCUGACAGUUAGCUCCAUUUUCCGGGGACGGAUGUCAAUGAAAGAAGUUGAUGAACAAAUGAUGAAUGUCCAAAACAAGAACAGCAGUUAUUUCGUCGAAUGGAUUCCGAAUAAUGUGAAAACAGCUGUCUGUGAUAUUCCGCCCAGAGGACUGAAGAUGUCUGCCACCUUCAUUGGAAACACAACAGCCAUUCAGGAACUUUUUAAAAGAGUUUCAGAGCAAUUUACAGGUAAGUUAAUGUUAAGUUGUGAAACGACUUGA